AUGUCUCGUUCAAACGCCCCGAGUGGCGGCGCCGCCUCUCGUAAGAUUUCCUUCAAUGUGAGCGAGCAGUAUGAUAUUCAGGAUGUCGUCGGCGAGGGCCUCUGCCAUUCACAAGCCCUCGGGCCAGAAAGUGGCAAUCAAGAAGAUCACUCCAUUCGACCACUCCAUGUUCUGCCUCCGAACCCUGCGAGAGAUGAAGCUCUUGAGCUGAUGGAGACGGACAUGCACCGCGUCAUCCGCACCCAGGACUUGUCUGAUGAUCACUGCCAGUACUUCAUUUACCAGACGCUGCGUGCGCUGAAGGCGAUGCACUCGGCCAAUGUGCUGCACCGAGAUCUCAAGCCGUCGAACCUGCUGCUCAACGCCAACUGCGACCUCAAAGUGUGCGACUUUGGCCUCGCCCGUUCCGCCGCAUCACAGGAGGACAACUCUGGCUUCAUGACCGAAUACGUUGCGACCAGAUGGUAUCGCGCCCCGGAAAUAAUGUUGACCUUCAAGGAGUAUACCAAGGCCAUCGACGUCUGGUCCGUGGGCUGCAUCCUCGCUGAGAUGCUUAGCGGAAAGCCGCUCUUCCCGGGCAAGGACUGUGAGUAUCACCAUCAGCUCACGCUCAUCCUGGAUGUUCUGGGCACGCCGACGAUGGAGGACUACUAUGGCAUCAAGUCCCGCCGGGCCCGCGAAUACAUCCGGUCGCUGCCCUUCAAGAAGAAGGUGCCAUUCCGAACGCUAUUCCCCAAGACGUCAGACCUGGCGCUCGACCUGCUGGAGAAGCUCCUGGCUUUCAACCCCGUGAAGCGCAUCACGGUGGAGGAGGCUCUGAAACACCCGUAUCUCGAGCCGUAUCAUGACCCCGAAGACGAGCCUACCGCGCCGCCAAUCCCAGAGGAAUUCUUUGACUUUGACAAGCACAAGGAUAACCUGAGCAAAGAACAGCUGAAACAGCUCAUCUAUGAAGAGAUCAUGCGGUAA
Purpureocillium lilacinum is the source of this 969-nucleotide messenger RNA. NCBI's taxonomy places the organism in Eukaryota, Fungi, Ascomycota, Sordariomycetes, Hypocreales, Ophiocordycipitaceae. The record is from RefSeq and is a predicted model, not a curated record.